GUCAAAUUACUUGUCAAUCAAGAGUGUUACCAUAGUGACAGAGAGCAAAGUAUCUGACUGGUAAACUUGUAUUCACUCAUCCGUUGUUCAUACUGAUGAGCGAGCGAAGUUAGAACAGAUCGCCCGGUUACAAACAUUUAGUGGAGUUGAAAAUAUUGAUACAUUGUUGCGCCCUUCGACAUAAUUUAAUUGAACAUGAAAGUAACAGUUCUCUCAUCUGAAAUAUCCGUGAGGUAUGCGGUCUUAUUUUAUCACUCCUAAGCAGCAAAGUACUGCUAUUUUUGUGGUCACUUUGUAGGCAACGUUUACUAGCCAUCUAUUAGCUAGGGAAGUUUGGUUGCAGUAGCUGUUAGGUUUGUUUAAAAGUGACAGGAGAUAACAACAAGCUGUAAAACCGAAUCGACGCGAUGAUUCCUGAAUAUAGUCCCCGGACCAGCGAGACAAGAAGCCGUACGCGUUGCCACUAUGGUCAGGCAGCCGAACCAAACCAGAACCGAUGUGGGCUACUCUCCGAAAUCAAAACUCCUAUCAAGAAUGAACUAUUCACUGACCACUACACCAUCAUUCCGGGCAAAGAACUUGGCAGGGGGAAGUUUGCGGUGGUCAGGAAGUGUGUGGAGAAGUGCACGGGCCAGGAGUACGCCGCCAAGUUCAUGAGGAAGAGGAGGAAGGGCCAGGACUGCAGGCUGGAGAUCAUCCACGAGGUGGCCGUUCUGGAGCUCGCCACGGCCAGCCAGCGGGUGGUCAACCUGCACCAGGUCUACGAGAUGGCCGCUGAGAUGGUGCUCGUCCUCCAGUUUGCAGCAGGAGGAGAGAUCUUUAACCAAUGUGUGGCGGAGCGGGACGAGGCCUUCAAAGAGGAGGACGUGAAGAGGUUGAUGAGACAGAUCCUAGAGGGAGUUUCUUUCCUCCACAGGAACAACAUGGUGCACCUGGACCUCAAGCCCCAGAACAUUCUGCUGACCAGCGAUGCUCUUCUGGGGGACAUCAAGAUCGUGGACUUUGGUCUGUCCAGGAUGGUGAGCAGCAGUCAGGAGCUCAGGGAGAUCAUGGGGACCCCGGAGUAUGUGGCUCCAGAAAUCCUGAAUUACGAGCCGAUUAGCACAGCGACAGAUAUGUGGAGUAUUGGUGUGCUGGCCUAUGUGAUGCUGACGGGCAUAUCUCCCUUCCUGGGAGAGGACAAGCAGGAGACAUUCCUCAACAUCUCCCAGAUCAACAUCAGCUACCAGGAGGAGGAGCUGGAGCAUGUAGACCAGGCCGCCAUCACCUUCAUCAAAGCCCUGCUCAUCAAAGAACCCCAGAACCGUGCCACAGCAGAAGAGUGCCUACAGCACCAGUGGCUCCAGCCAAAAGAGAAAAAGGAGGCAGAGGCGACAACAGCGGUGAAAGAGACUAUCAGCCCAACCAAGUGCCCCUCGGAGCCAGCCAGCCCUGAGAGCCCCAUCAGGGAAGAGGAGAAGGAAGGGCCUGUAACAGAGGAGCUGGUCGUGGUGGCAGCUUACACACUGGGCCAGUGUCGCCAGUCAACGGACAAGGAGGUCAUAAACCCCGACCAAAAGGCUAUCUCCAAGCGCUUCAAGUUCGAGGAGCCCUUUAGUGCCCUCCAAGAGGUCCCUGGGGAGUUCAUAUACUAAAGGACACAAACCCACAGACACACAGACACACACACACACACACAGACAUCUCAACCUUUACACAAGGGGUCUUCGCUUCGGUCCUGGAGAGGUACUGGUUGUGUUGGGUCUCCCUCCUGCCGUUCACUAACACACCAGCUAAUUCAGCCGAUCACAGCCCUAAUUGGUUGGUUAGUAAAAUCAGCUACAUUAAUGAUGGCUUGGAGCGAAAGCCUUCACCACCCAGUAGCUCGCCAGGAACCAUAGUGGAGAACGCCUGCUCUUACAUCUAGGUGAAAGCGGUACAAAAUGUCGCACUUACAAACCAGAAUAAAUAUGACACUUUUUAACCCACCUCAUGGUCUGAACUCGUAAGCCAAACUCUAUUUUUUAUUUUAUUUUUUUCCUGUUGUUUUUUGUCUUAUGUUGGUGCUGCUUUACUAUACAUGGGGAAUCGUUACUCCAGACUAAGGCCUAGAUUCAGUCAGAUCAAGCGUUAACCCAUAUCCGACACCCGCAGAGCUGAUGUUUUGGCGGUGUCGGAAGUGGAACUGCGUUGGAGCUGUCAAAUCAGAGCUGCUCUUGUGAUUGUCACGAAACCACAGCCAUCCCACUUGCAUUAAAGUUCAGGACGAGAAAGUGUAGGCGAUAUAGAAAUAAUGACGCUCGAAUGGAAAAGCAAUGAGCAAAAUAAUGAUGAUUUCUAUCCGCCUAAUCGAAGUGUAGAUUACGUCUCACAUUCCAGUGUUCGAACUUGUAAACAAGGCUGCAUGGGAUUUCUCUCAAUGUGACACUGUGCAGCCAAUGACGAUGUGCGCUUUAGGUAUAAUGCCGGGAUCCGUUGUGGAUUUGACAGCUCUAACGCGGUUCCACCUCCGACAAUGUCAAAACAUCAGCUAUGUGGGUUUCGGCUUAAGCCGAUCUGAUUGAAUCUGGCCCUAAGCCUUGUUGUGAUACUUUGUUUUGUUUUUGUUUUCUUCUUCUUUGGUGCCAUGCUUGGAGAAUUAGCAAUAACUUGGGCCAUAAAUGCAAUUGUAUCUUUUUUUUCCCCUUCAGUUUUUUGUCCAUGUUUCGUCAGGCCAUCACUUUUCUUAAGGUGUUUUGUUUAAGGUUAUAGAUAUCCUCUAAAAUGGGAACGGGGGGAGAGAGGGUUAAUUCUAUGUAUGUGAAACAAACGUUCUGUUGCUUUGGGAGUAUAUCUCUAAAUAAUACUGUUUAAAAAGCCCUUGCACACGUUUGACCCAGAACUGGGAACAUCCCAUGGGUUUCAAUCUCUUCGGCAAUAAUUGCAAAUAAUUUACUUGUUUUUGCAGACGGCGCUUGUUUUUCUUUCCUAACUCCCAAUAGUAAUUACUGUAUAUCAAACGAGAGGCUCCUUAUUAUGGGAACAAAUUUGUACAUGAAUGUCCUGAUACUGUAAAUAAAGAUAAGUCUCUAAACCUU
Messenger RNA from Oncorhynchus tshawytscha (Chinook salmon), 3056 nucleotides. It is a transcript of the gene stk17a, whose product is annotated as serine/threonine kinase 17a. Gene Ontology annotation, biological process: protein phosphorylation; intracellular signal transduction; positive regulation of apoptotic process. The record is from RefSeq and is a predicted model, not a curated record. NCBI's taxonomy places the organism in Eukaryota, Metazoa, Chordata, Actinopteri, Salmoniformes, Salmonidae. The transcript is spliced from 7 exons. Gene Ontology annotation, molecular function: protein serine/threonine kinase activity; ATP binding. The coding region runs from base 408 to 1634 and encodes 408 amino acids. Gene Ontology annotation, cellular component: nucleus.